GUCGGUCGCCAAUCACAUGCGGACGGCGGGGAGCUGCAGAACCCAGCGCUGACCGUGGGAUCCGUGGGAUCUGUGGGUUUGUUCCCCCCGAAGGUUCCCCCCCCCCCUGUCUUUCCUUUAGUUUAGACAAUGUCUGGACUUUUCUCGCCUGGUCGGCACGAAGAUACCUGCCCUGCCUCGAAAGGGACUAGGCGAACCUGAUGUUGCACGGAGACUGAACCAACGGGACUAUAUCUAAAAUGGCUCCGUACAACUUGGAGAAACUAAGUAGCCUCCUACGCCGAAGUCUGGAGGGAAACUUCUUUAGCACGGGCUUCGACAAGCUCCGGUUGAUGUCUGCUGCCAACGGCAGGUGCACGGCCGAGCUGACCAUCUGCCCCGACACGUGCAACAAUGUGCGAACUUUACAUGGUGGGAUGUCAGCCACGCUCGUGGACAUGGUGAGCACAUACGCGCUGCUCACGUUGCGAGACGUCAGAAACGUCAGCGUCGACAUGAGCAUGAGCUAUCUGGCACAGGCACGGGUGGGAGAUACAGUGAUCAUCGAAGCAACUACUGCAAAGUUGGGAAGGAGCGUAGCCUUUCUAGAUGUGCUCAUACAAAAUAAAGACAGCGGUGAAAUCCUCGUGAAAGGAAUGCACACCAAGCACCUCAACAGUCAACUGGAUUACCUGGGAAACAAGAUCCAAAUAUAGUAGGCUUUUCCGAAAAUAAACUUGUUACAAGAUCUUUGCA
Messenger RNA from Ornithodoros turicata, 735 nucleotides. RefSeq names its product acyl-coenzyme A thioesterase 13-like. Lineage: Eukaryota; Metazoa; Arthropoda; Arachnida; Ixodida; Argasidae. Bases 240 to 695 code for a protein of 151 amino acids. The transcript has 4 exons. Gene Ontology annotation, molecular function: fatty acyl-CoA hydrolase activity. The record is from RefSeq and is a predicted model, not a curated record.